UAGAGUCUUAGCCUUGACAACCACAAAAAGUUUAUUUCUCGAUUUCUUAUCUAAUUGAAUUCUAGAAAUAUUCUAAUUUGUUUUAUUAAUUAUUAGAAACCACUUCAUCCCAUUAACAUUUUUAUGGAUCUUUAGUUUCUAGUGCGAAGCUAAUAAUGAAUGUAGAGAACCAUCAUCUUAUAGUCUUAAACUUUGAGGAAUUUUCUAUUCAGUAUAUCGAAACAACCAACAAAGAAAAAACAAAUAAAUUUGAUUUUCUAGUACUUGAUCUCGCCACUGAUUGUGAAAUUUCGUUGCUGUGUUAGAAGAAGGAUAGCUAUACUGAUUCGGUAUACUCGAAAGAGACCCUUGGUACAAAAUUGACGAUCUAACAAAGAUUGGAUUUCAGUAAAUUUAUACUUACUGAUCUGAUCUUUUUUGGAAUCGAUCCCCCUUUGACUGUAUAAGAAUAAAGAAUAUGUGGAGCUCGGCAUGUCUGGAAGCACAGGAGAACGUUCUUUUGCUGAUAUUAUUACCAGUAUUCGAUACUGGAUUAUUCAUAGCAUUACUAUACCCUCCCUAUUCAUUGCGGGUUGGUUAUUUGUCAGCACGGGUUUAGCUUACGAUGUAUUUGGAAGCCCCCGGCCAAACGAGUAUUUUACAGAAAGCCGACAAGGAAUUCCAUUAAUAACUGGCCGUUUUGAUUCUUUGGAACAACUCGAUGAAUUUAUACGAUGGUUGGCUGUUCACGGACUAGCGGUACCCACCGUUCUUUUUUGGGAUCGAUAUCAGCAAUGCAGUUCAUCCAACGAUAAACCUAAUCCGAAUUAUAGAGCUACGACACAAUCAAACCCAAAUGAACAAAAUGUUGAAUUGAAUCGUACCAGUCUCUACUGGGGGUUAUUACUCAUUUUUGUACUUGCUGUUUUAUUUUCAAAUUAUUUCUUCAAUUAAUAGAACAAAAGGGAAUAGUAUAUAUAUAUAUUAGGAGUUCUCUUAUCCCAUUCGGAAGGAUAUCAUUUCAUAAUUAUCUAUGACUGUUUAGGUCUUUAGCAUGACUGACUACUUGAUCAAAUGUGGAGGAAAGUGGGAUAAAUGGCCGAUACUACUGGAAGGAUUCCUCUUUGGAUAAUAGGUACUGUAGCUGGUAUUGCCGUGAUCGGUUUAAUUGGUAUUUUCUUUUAUGGUUCAUAUUCUGGAUUGGGAUCAUCCCUGUAGUAAUCGGAUGAAUUUAGUUUUCGAAAUGAAAGCAUAAGAACUCAACAGGGAUCCACUCUUUCUUUGACGAAUUCGAGGGGGUCCCGUUGAGUUCUUCAUAAUCAAAAUCUUUUUGUAAAUGACUCAAUAGAUAACUUUUUGGUAUGUUUCAAAAAACUCCAUUUCAUUUUUUUUAGGAUGUUUUUGAAAAAUGAACUUCAUUAAUUGAUUCAAAACAUUUUUUCUGGAUAAUAUCUGUCGAUACUUUUUCUUUCAAGUUGAAAGAAAAGUAAAGGAAAGAAGGAAUACUUCUUGGGGGUGGCGCAAUAAUAUAGUAUUCUAUAUGAAAGAAUUAUAUUUUGUAAGAAUUAUUAUAUAAUGUAUUAUAUUUCUUAUAUAAUAUAUAUUUUCUACCACUCAAAUAUUCUGUAGAACCUAACUUUUUUGAUACUAUACUAAUGAAAUAGUACUCGAAAUCUAUUUAAGUCUCUAAAAAUAUCGAAUCAUGAUUUCAUUCUUAUUUUUUAAGUAAAUUAAAGAAGUUCUAUUUAGUGAAUCAAAUUCACGCUCUUUUUUGUUUGUCCAUUACUUCACUACGUAUCUAUUUCGAUAUAAACAAGAAGGAAUCGGACUCUAGGAAAAGACAAAUUCUCCAUCCUAGAAUCCCCUUUUCCCCUUUUCUCCAUUUCUAUUCCGACUUUACUUAAUAUUAUUUGCCUAUUUUUUAAGAUUUAGUAUCGAGUCGAAUUUCAUUCAAAUUUUAUUACAAUAGAAAGGGAUUAAUAUAUUUCUAUUGUAGUACAUUGUGUAGUACAUUGAAAUGUGAAAACAGCGACAUAAUCAUAUGGUUCGAAUUGAUUAUAGAGUUGAAAAAAAAAAGCAAAGAACCAAAGUCAAACAGUCUUCUUCCCAAUAUAUAUACUAUGACUGACUAGUUCUACGGUACAAGGAAUUCUCUAAAUAUGGUAGAAAAAGAGUGUAGAGAACCAAAGGUCUUUACAUAAUUUAUCAACAAAAAUGGAGUUCUUUUUACGAGCUUAAUAUGUUGAUAAAUCUUAGUAA
Cicer arietinum (chickpea) is the source of this 2238-nucleotide messenger RNA. The record is from RefSeq and is a predicted model, not a curated record. NCBI's taxonomy places the organism in Eukaryota, Viridiplantae, Streptophyta, Magnoliopsida, Fabales, Fabaceae.